Molecule: messenger RNA, 858 nt
Organism: Meloidogyne enterolobii
Lineage: Eukaryota; Metazoa; Nematoda; Chromadorea; Rhabditida; Meloidogynidae
Source: the annotation of a GenBank genome assembly
AUGAUGCGGAGCGCAAUCCAGGAGCAGAUGGCCAUUCCGAGCGGCGAACAAAGGCUCAUUCUUCGAGGAAGGCUUCUGAACGACGACAGUCAGACAAUCCAAGGCGCCGGCCUCAAAGAUCACGAUGUUCUACAUGUGAUACAUCACGUGCCACAGCCUGUUGAAGCUUCGACAACAACACAACUAGAUCGUCAACGACUUGCUGCAGCAAAUAAUGGAUUCCAAGUGCGGUUCCACAUGCAAAUAAUUCCGGAUCUAUCUGAGCAAGCUGAAGGGCAGCAACAGCAGCAAAGAAGAAUUGAAGUACGGCAACAGGGAACACAUUCCCAGAGAAGGGGAAAUGGGCAGCGGCGAGAGGAGACUCCUCCACAGAGAGAAGGAAGUAGGCAACAGACAGGGGCUGAACAACAGACGCAGCCAGAAGUGAUUGAACGUCAGGGAACUGCAAAUACGAGUACUGAAAUAAUUUCUGAAGCAUUGGCCGCGAUGUUAGUUGGGACAAUAUUCCGUUCCCUGCUAACAAUCCUACAGCGCCUUAAUGAGGAAGAAGAACCUUCCACAGCCAGAGAGAUUGGAACGACGACUAGCGCUACUCAACUGGAAACCUCUGCUGGAACAUCUAACGAAUCGGUUGCCUCUUCAGGAACUUCUAAUGGAACGGGAACUUCUACGAUAACUUCUAACGAAUCAGUAAACUCUGCGGGAAACUCCAACGCAACCGGGACCUCUGCGGGAACUUCUAAUGUAUCGGUUACUUCUGUGGGAACAUCUAACGAAUCGGUUGCUUCUAACAACAGAGAAGGAAUUUAAUCUGAAGUGCAAAAAAGAAUGAAGCAAAGGAUGAUAAAUGUGUAAACU